AUGGUGGCUUGGCCAUGCAAGCCAUGUAAGGCAAGGUGUCGAAGGCAUUGUUCAUGUCAGAGAGGUUUGCCAAAAGCAUCGCAUGAGCCACAUGAGGACUGGGUGCUGAAGGCAUCGCUCGCGCCGAAUUGUGGCGGGAUGUCAAAGGCAACACAAAGCUUGCUUGUUACAAGACAUUGUGGCUGGGCAAGGAGGUGCCGAAGGCGACCUAAGAUGUGGCUAGGCACGAAGGUGCCGAAGGCAACACAAAACUGGCGUGUCGCAAUGCAAUAUGGCUAG
Prunus armeniaca (apricot) is the source of this 279-nucleotide messenger RNA. NCBI's taxonomy places the organism in Eukaryota, Viridiplantae, Streptophyta, Magnoliopsida, Rosales, Rosaceae. The record is from the annotation of a GenBank genome assembly.